UUUUCAUUUGUGUCUCAAAACUUUUCCUUAAAACCAUGCAUGAAACCUCUCAAAACCAGCUGAGAACUCCCAAUAAAUUCAUAAUAAGUCAUCUCCUUCUCUCUCAAAACCCACCAGAACUCUUGUGGGAAAGAGAUCGAAAAUGGCAGUUUGCACAUUCUGCACAAUCCAAUCCCUCAAUUCUACCUGUUCAAUCUCCACACCCACAAAAACCCACCUAGGAUUUCACCAAAACCAGGUGGUUUUCUACAGCACCAGCCAGAAAACCAGCGGGAGAGGAAGUAAAAAUGGUUCCUCUGAGAUAACAUGCUCCGCUGGUGACUCACAGACUGUUGUGAUUGGCUUGGCAGCUGACUCUGGUUGUGGGAAGAGCACCUUCAUGAGGAGGCUAACAAGUGUGUUUGGAGGAGCAGCAGAGCCACCAAAGGGUGGUAACCCAGAUUCAAACACACUCAUCAAUGACAUGACCACUGUGAUAUGUUUGGAUGAUUAUCAUUCACUGGAUAGGACUGGGAGGAAAGAAAAAGAAGUAACUGCACUCGAUCCAAGAUCCAACAAUUUUGAUCUCAUGUAUGAGCAGGUUAAGGCUAUCAAGAGUGGUGUUGCUGUUGACAAGCCUAUUUAUAACCAUGUCACUGGUCUCUUGGACCCUCCUGAGCUCAUCAAGCCACCCAAGAUCCUAGUCAUUGAAGGAUUACACCCAAUGUAUGAUCAACGCGUGAGGGACCUCUUGGACUUUAGUAUCUAUCUGGACAUCAGCAAUGAGGUUAAAUUCGCCUGGAAAAUUCAGAGGGACAUGGCGGAGCGAGGACACAGCCUUGAAAGCAUCAAAGCUAGUAUUGAAGCUCGAAAGCCAGAUUUUGAUGCCUACAUUGCAGCUGGCCAAGGAAUCAAUAGGACAUUGUUGGAGACAAAUCACUGCAUUGGUCGCUCUCUGUUCCAGUAUGAUCAACGCGUGAGGGACCUCUUGGACUUUAGUAUCUAUCUGGACAUCAGCAAUGAGGUUAAAUUCGCCUGGAAAAUUCAGAGGGACAUGGCGGAGCGAGGACACAGCCUUGAAAGCAUCAAAGCUAGUAUUGAAGCUCGAAAGCCAGAUUUUGAUGCUUACAUUGAUCCACAGAAGCAAUAUGCAGAUGCAGUUAUUGAGGUGUUGCCAACCCAACUCAUUCCAGGUGAUAACGAAGGGAAGGUUCUGAGAGUGAGGUUGAUAAUGAAAGAAGGGGUGAAAUAUUUCAGUCCAGUGUACCUGUUUGAUGAAGGCUCUACCAUCUCAUGGAUACCUUGUGGGAGGAAACUCACCUGCUCUUAUCCUGGCAUCAAAUUUUUCUAUGGUCCUGAGACUUACUUUGGCCAUGAGGUGUCUGUGUUGGAGAUGGACGGUCAAUUUGACAGAUUAGAUGAGCUCAUUUACGUUGAAAGCCAUCUGAGCAACAUCUCCACUAAGUUCUAUGGCGCAGUCACCCAGCAAAUGCUAAAACACUCCGACUUCCCAGGUAGCAACAAUGGCACAGGUCUCUUCCAAACCAUCGUUGGAUUGAAGAUAAGAGACCUCUUCGAGCAAAUCAUUGCCGGCAAGGCUACAGCUCCAAUACAAGCCACAAAAGCCAAAAAAACAAGUGCCUAAUGUAUUAUCAUCCCUUCUCCUUUCCCUAUUGUUUCUGUAGGCUAUUCUUCAUAAGAAUAAGAAACAAUCCCAAGUGUAUUGAAUUCAGAAGUAAUUCUGUGGAGUUUUGUAAUAUAGCAAAGCAAAAACUGAAAGAGAAAUUAUGAAUAACAAUACCCAUUUGGC
Molecule: messenger RNA, 1789 nt
Organism: Ilex paraguariensis (yerba mate)
Lineage: Eukaryota; Viridiplantae; Streptophyta; Magnoliopsida; Aquifoliales; Aquifoliaceae
Source: the annotation of a GenBank genome assembly